AUGCCCAUGAAAUGGAGGGCACUAUGGAUUCUGUUAUUCGCUGGAGUUUCACAGGCUUUUCACCACCGACUCACCAAACGAGAACUCCAUCAUGUAUUUGGUGUUGAUGCUUAUCAUAAAGUACCUGAAUAUCAUUUAAUUCGAACGAUAAAGAAUUUAAAUGGAGAGAAUUUGAGAUUAGAAUUCGAGGCUUGGAAUGAAACGUAUCAGGCUGAGUUGACACCAAAUCGAAAACUCGUCAGUCCGCACUUGAUAUCGGUGAUACGAGACGGAGAAAAUGCAACUCGAUUGGAAAAGCUGAAUCUCGAUUACUCUUGCCAUUAUCAGGGAAAGCUAACCUCUCACAAAGAUGCUCCAAUCGCAAUUUCGGAUUGUCGAACACUAAUGGGAACUCUCGUUCUCGAUGAACACUUUCUUGUCCUUCAAACAAUUCCACAAAGAUUACAUCAUGAACAGGAAGAAAAACAUUUGGUUUUCAAACGAGAAGCUUCAUUGUUAACCUCAUUGGAGCGAACGAUCGAGGAAGAGUUAGUCAAAGUGAAUGAAGUUGCUGGGGAUUUUUGUGAUACGACUGAUCUCUUCGCAUUGAACUACACAGUUCCACCAGCUGGUCAACUUGAUUCACCGUUUAUUUUCCCGCAACUUGAUCCGAUUACGCUAGAGAUCGGAUUGUUUCUUGAUUCGAAAUUGUAUGAGCAUUUUAAGAGAGAAUACAUUCAAGACGCUGAGCAACAUCUUCUCGACUUUUCCCUUGCUCUAAUCAAUAAUGUCUAUGUCUUGUAUCAGCAGCCGACAUUAAGCCCAAAUCUUGACAUUGUCAUCGUUCGAUAUGAGCUCUGGAAAACGCAACCGAGUAAUCUUCAUACAUCAUUGCAUAAAAAUGGACAAGCACAAUCGUUGCUUGAUGCUUUUUGUCGACAUCAGUCAAGUAUCAACCCUGGCACAGAUCUGACAGACAACGGACAUUGGGAUCAUGGAGUUUUACUGACUGGAUACGAUAUUUACCACACAACGACUUCAGUGGCUGGUGUAGCACCGGUAGCUCGAAUGUGUGACCCGUUAUUCGCAUGUUCUCUCGUCGAAGGCCUUCAUCUUGGACGAAGCUUCGUUUUGGCUCAUGAAAUGGGACACAAUAUGGGAAUGGUGCACGACGGUGUACAGAAUCAAUGCUCUCGCUCUUGUUGUCUCAUGUCUGCCGUGAAUGGAGCCGGGAAGACACAAUGGAGCGAGUGCUCUGUGAGAGAGUUCAACGCGUUUUUGUUGCAAUUGGAUGAAUCUGGCCGGGGGAAUUGCUUGCGGGACUCAAAUAGCGGCGUCCAAACGCAUAACCAUUUAGCUGAUGGCCGCUUACCUGGCCAACGCUUCACCGGCGAUCAACAAUGUGGAUAUUUCUGGGGUCGAGAUUACGUUGUCGAGAUCCCGAAUGGCCGAUCGAUGGAUGAUAUUUGUCGGAUUCUUUGGUGUGGAAACAGUGGCUCGACGAUCUCCACCGCUCAUCCAGCUUUAGAAGGGAGUUGGUGUGGAAAUGAUCGGUGGUGCAUAGAGGGACGGUGUCGGGGUUGGCCGUAUGGGCCGAAACCUGUCCCCGUUCAUGGUGGAUGGAGUGAUUGGUCGACGACAGACACUCGGUGUCCCGUUCAACAAUGCCAUAUUGCGGGCAGUAUCUCGAUCAAGGGACAACACAGAGAUUGUGUAAAUCCUGCCCCAAACAAUGGUGGUCGAGGUUGUCAAGGAUCGUCAAUUCGAGGUCUCAUUUGUGGUGCUUCUCACUCGAACUGUCGGGGUUUAGAACGACAAGAAUUCGGAGAUAGAGUCUGCUCUUCAAUCAAAAACGAUCCCCUAAAGCCGGAUCGCCAAUUGACUGGGGAAAGCUUUAUGCAUGACACUCAACCCUGCAAAGUUUGGUGUCAUUUGAUCGAUUCGGAGUUGAUCCGAAACAAAGGCACUUUUCCCGAUGGUUCACCUUGUGGUUCAAAUAUGUAUUGUAUCAGUGGAGCUUGUUUGACUCUUGAUUGCAAUAAUAAAGCGGUUGUGGAGAAUGGAAAUGACUGUCCGGAUGGAGGAUUUGGGAGUACUUGGGGACAGUGGUCGGAUUGGAGUGAAUGCAGUAAAACCUGUGGAAUAAACGGUCGACAAAACCGUCUUCGCAGCUGUGAAGGUCGUCGUUGCUCUGGAGCUUCUGAAGAGUCAAGACCUUGUGAGCCUCAACUCCCACCCUGUGAAGAGGUUGGACCUUGGAGCCCGUGGUCACCAUGUGAUAAGAAAUGUGAUGAAGGAAGACAGAUUCGUUCACGUGAUUGUUUGGCAGUUGAAUGUACAAAGGCUUUGACUGAGACUCGUGCUUGUAAUAAUGGUGCUUGUUACACUGAUUGGUCGUCGUGGAGUGAAUGCUCGUCGACAUGCGGUGGUGGGGAGAGACAACGAAAAAGAGUUUGCGCGAUUCCGGGCGCUUGCAAUAAAGCAAUGGAGGAGCGGGAAAAGUGCAAUGAACAGAAAUGUCAAGUAGAAUCAUGGGGAGACUGGCUUCCAUGCAGUGUCUCAUGCGGAGUUGGUUUCCAAAUUCGAGAACGGCUUUGUGAUGGAAUCCUCUGUCAAGGAGGCAAUAAACAAGCAAGAACAUGCAAUGAACAACCUUGUACAUCGUCUGACAAUCUUCCGUUCCAUUUAAGCGAGUGGAAUGAUUGGUCGAGUUGCAGUGAGACGUGCGGAGUUGGAGUACAGUUGCGAUUGAGGAGCUGUGUAAGCGGAUCUUGCCCCGUUUCUGCUCGUCUCUCCGAGCGAAAGCGUUGUGUGAUGGGACCGUGCCCAAAUUGGUCCGAUUGGGGUCAAUGGAGCGAUUGUCCCUCUUGUGAUAGCUCUUUAAUUCAAACCCGUACUCGUUCUUGUUCUCGAUCGCUCACCUCCGAAACGCAAUGUCGAGGAAGCUCGAUUGAACAACAAACUUGUGACAAAUCAUGCAAAGGACCGAGAAUAAUAACUGCUGGAGUGAAGAAUAAAAUUGAAAAGCUUUUGGAAGAUGAAGAUUGGGGAAAUUGGCAACCGUGGUCCUCUUGCAGUGCCUCGUGCGGCGGUGGCUCGAAACGAAGAUCUCGGCUUUGCAAAUCAUCAAAUUGCAAAAGUCCGAUCGAUUAUCAGCAAGAAAAUUGUAACGAGCAAGACUGCGAUGCACUUCAAGAACUAUUGUGGUCACACUGGUCAGAAUGGACCGAAUGUUCGGCGGAGUGCGGGGAAGGAAAACGACGAAGAUCGAGACGAUGCCGUUCAAUUUUCUCAUUUGCUUGCUCAGCAGAAAACAAAGAACAAACCGAGCCGUGUUAUUCUCCUUGCAAAAGAAGUCCCAAACUAAAAACUCCUGAAUGGUCUGAAUGGUCUUCAUGGUCUGGAUGUUCUUGUUUCACCGAGACUGAAAGUCGGCGCCGAUAUUGUCGCAUUUCAGAUCCAGCGGUGCAAGGCUUUUGCUCUGGGAAAAUUCUAGAGCAGAGAAAGUGCUCUCCCCGAACUUGUGCGGCAACAAAUGGCGGUUGGUCCGAUUGGUCACCAUGGUCUGAGUGUUCGAGGGAUUGUGAUGGAACAGGACAUCAAAUAAGGAAUCGAAUGUGCAGCAAUCCUUUACCAGUUAACAAGGGUUCCUACUGUGCCGGUUAUUCAUUCGAUCAACGAAGCUGUUCAUCGAAUAAGAAAUGUGAAGAAAAAAUUGAUGGUGGUUGGUCAGAGUGGACGGGAUGGUCUGAAUGCUCUGAUCCAUGCAAUAACGGGCAUCGGAGUCGAACUCGCUACUGCAUUAGUCCACGCCCGUCUGGUGGUGGCCUUCAAUGUUUCGGACAGGAUUUCGAGUUGGAACAGUGCAGUGAUCCGACUAAAUGUCAUAGUUCACAACCUGGAUGGUCACCAUGGUCGGAUUGGUCGGAAUGCCCAUUAAGAGGAUGUGGCUUCUUUGUACAGGAAAGGGGAAGAGUCUGUCGAGGAGCGCAUGGAAAUGAGACUUGUCAUGGAUUAGCACACAUGACAUCUCCUUGUCCUAUUGAUCCAUGCCCACAAAGCAUCGAUGGAAGUUGGAGUGAAUGGUCAUCAUGGUCUAGGUGCACGUCGAAUUGUGGAAUCGGUUUGAAAACAAGAUCUCGUGAGUGCUAUCAACCACAAGAUGGUGGUGCUCCAUGUUUCGGCAGAUCAGCCGAAGUGGCCAAAUGUGUAGACGACUUCGAUGUCUGCACGGCAACACUCGCACAUUUGCGACAAAUCGACAGAAUCCAUAAAUCGUCGACUCUC
Molecule: messenger RNA, 4266 nt
Organism: Mesorhabditis belari
Lineage: Eukaryota; Metazoa; Nematoda; Chromadorea; Rhabditida; Rhabditidae
Source: the annotation of a GenBank genome assembly